Messenger RNA from Ruditapes philippinarum (Manila clam), 5517 nucleotides. Its product is annotated as fibroblast growth factor receptor 2-like. Gene Ontology annotation, biological process: cell surface receptor protein tyrosine kinase signaling pathway; protein phosphorylation; positive regulation of kinase activity. The transcript is spliced from 14 exons. Bases 113 to 1876 code for a protein of 587 amino acids. The record is from RefSeq and is a predicted model, not a curated record. Gene Ontology annotation, molecular function: ATP binding; protein binding; transmembrane receptor protein tyrosine kinase activity. NCBI's taxonomy places the organism in Eukaryota, Metazoa, Mollusca, Bivalvia, Venerida, Veneridae. Gene Ontology annotation, cellular component: signaling receptor complex.
CGUUGCGACAGAUGUCCUGAACAAUACUCUAGCAGAUUAUACAGAAGUUCAUAUUGACAACACUGGUCCAAGAGUUGCUUCUGAACAAAUACAGUUAAAUGUCGAUAGUGGAAUGUUUACAUAUAAUUCAAGAAUUAAAUUCGUAGCAUCAGAUGACGGAAGUGGAGUUCAUAAGCUUGCAUUUAAACUUUUCUCAGAGGAUGGGCAGGAACUUUACAAAGAGGACAGUGUUAUGGCAAAUAGAAACAAUGCUACUGAUGCUUGUGACGUUGAUCCAUCGUGUAACUGUGUUCUAAACACAUGCUUUCUUCGAGAACAGACGAUUUAUAUUGACAACUGCUGGUUUCUUUUACCACAAGAAGAACUGAACAAGUCAGCAACAGUUGUUGUCAACGUCUUUAAUCAAGCACUAUUGAGCAAGGAACUCGUUUUUAAUAUUUCAAAAUUGUCAGCCUUACGUGGACUUGAAGAAUAUUCUGGUCCGACAAAUAUACGUGUGGAGAAAAAUCAAGCGACUGGUGUCCGAUUGGUUUGGGAUCUACCUGAAAAGGCAUCUUGCUACGGUCGAGCCGAUAUAAAGGUGAUACUUGUCUCACCAGAUGGAUCUUCACGCACCGUUGACGUCUACAAUGAAGGAACCUUCGUUGAAUUAGUUGGUCUUAGCCCCGAGAAUACCUAUAGUGUCUCUUUAAAACUUGGUUACAGGGGGAAUGAACUUGCUGAGAUACCGUUUUCUUUCAAAACAGCACCAAAAGAAAACUUCCUGGAGACGGGCGCAUUAGUUGGAAUAAUUGUGGGUGUUGUGGUCUUUAUUGCAAUAAUUGCCGUUAUUUUUGUUGUCCUCUUGAGACGCGGUCACAUGCAACCAAUCCGACGAGGGCUUACUGCUGUGUCAGUAAAAUAUCGUAAAUCAAUAUCCGGAAUAAGGGAAGGACAUCGACAUGGUGCGCACAACAAGACAUAUGAUGCUGAUUCCUUGUACAUGUACGGAGAAAUGGAUUUUACGGAUAUAGAGAACUGGGAGUUCAAAAGAGCCGACGUUAUAUUUGAAUCGUUGAUCACUUCAGGACAUUUUGCCGAUAUAUAUUUAGCUACAAAUCAGAAAACAGGAUCAACUGUUGUGGCUAAAACUCUGAAAAAAGGAUGUUCUCCACAAGAUGCGUUACUGAUGAAAGCUAAGAUUAACUUUAGCCGUACACAAGUUGGACAUCAUUUGAAUGUACUGAAUUUUGAAGGCGCCGUAGUAUCAGAUUCUGAAAUUGGACAAUUUCUGCUUUACGAGUUUUGUUCAAAUGGUCAGCUGAGUGAUUACCUAGCUACGAUGAUAAAUCAAAUUACUGUGGAAACCCACGAAAAACUCCUACGAUUUAGCCUUGGAAUAGUCAAAGGAAUGGAGUACCUAGCUCAACGGAAGAUUGUCCAUCGUCGAUUGGCGGCUCGCAACAUCCUUCUUGACGAGGAUUUAGAGGUUAAAAUAGCCGGGUUUGGACCUCAGCCACAAAUGGAAGAUGCUGACGGAAACAGAGGCAAGAAGGAACGCAUUCCUAUUAAAUGGAUGGCACCUGAAUGUUUGAAAAGUACUGCUGAUGCUACUGAAAAGAGUGACGUGUGGUCUUUUGCUGUAGUACUGUGGGAAAUCUUUUCUCUUGGUGAAAAACCAUACGAGAAAUUCAGUGGGAGGGAUAUCCCAGGAAAGUUGAAAGAGGGCUACAGGCUACCCAAACCAGAGCAAUGCGAAGAUAAAUGGUAUAAUAUGAUGAAACGGGCAUGGUCGGUAUCACCAAAAGAUAGGCCGACAUUCACUGACAUGAAGCACGAUAUUGAAGGCGAAUUUACCCAGGCGACCACGGCUGACUACUAUUAUUCAAAUCAAUAAGAGCUGUGAUUAUAUCAUCAAAUCACGUCAUUUCGUGUAUUCAAAUGAAGAAAUGAUAAACAUUUAAACUAUACAUUUAUUUUACUUAACCUAUACAUGCUGAUUUUAGAAGCCAAAAAUUCCAUUCACAAAAUCAUAUGAAUCUCAAUCACAAUGUUACCAUGGCGGAUAUAACAUAUUCUACGAUACUGAAAAAAUGUUUGAUUUACAAUUUACAAAAUAAGGAAAAAACAAGCAAUAUAUAGCAAUGAUUUUAGAAGUACUGUAAUAUAUACUACUUUGACUUUAAUGAAUAGUUUGACAUUUAUAUUAUUAUAUUUGUAUCAAUCAACCUGUAUCUUUUCUUAUGCAGCUAUAUGGAUUGCUUAAUGCUUUAAAUAUAAAUUUGAUUUAAUGUACUUAUCCAAGAGUGUGAUUCUUAGUUUAAUCUUAGUGUAAUUAAUAACUAAUCAAGUGUGCCGAAUGUUUAAUUGAUAAGCUGUGUGUUGAAUGUCGUUUAAAAACGUUAAUCCGUUAAACACACUUUGUGUUUAUGAUUCCCUCAGUGUCUAUAAAAUAAUAUUAAUAUCAAACAAUAUGUUACAAAUCUGUGAGUGCGAUCAAUUUCAGUACUCUUUUAAUGAUAUUGUUUCUGCCCGCCAAUAAUGAGAAACAUCAGCGGUGGCUUUAUCUGAUUUCAAACAGUAAAAUAUCAUUGGCUGUUCGUAUUAAUAUUUUUAUGUAAAAUAAUUGGUUAUUCUGUGCGUGCGUGUGUGCGCACUUGUGUGAAAUUUAAGUUAAAUUGUAUGUGUAAUUUGAUUUUAUUUUUUUUGAGUACUUUUUAAGAAAAUGUUUGAAUGAUUCUGUUAUAUAAAUAUUUCAUACAUUCAGAUUCAACGCGAAAUAAUUCAAAAAUAAAUGGUGUGUGCCUGGUUUAUUCCAGUUUGUUUUAUAUGAAAAGUAUCUGAAGUAUUCCAUUAUUUGUCAAAGUUCUUUUAAGCGAUUAUAAUAUCGCUAUCCAUCUGAGAAUUAACUUUGGUCAUCUUUGUGUUUUUAAAAAGAAGGCGUGCCGUAAUGCAUUAGAACGGAUGAUGCAUCUCUUUAAUAAAAUUAAACGUUUAAGAAAUCAAACGUAUGACUGUAAAUAAAACAUUCUAACACGACCCGCCUUUUUCCCUAUUGAACAAAGGACCGAAAGUUUGUAUUAUUUUGCAAUAAAAUCACAAUUUUACGUUCUAUAUUUAGACAUGUGACAUAACCAUUAUACAUGUGAUGUAACCACCAAAAAUGUGACUUGCUGUAAAUAAGAAUGGAUACAAAUCAGGUGCAAUUUAGCUUCAUAUCAGUUAUGGUGAUGUCGUGCUAGAAUCGCCUAUAAAAUCCCUUUUUAUUCGUUUAGAUGCGCAUCAUUAUGUAUAACAAGGGCAUAGCUCCCAACAGAUAAAAUCACUGUUUGGGAUAUAUUAUUUCUUAAAGGCCCAUUAUGCCUUAGGAAUGCAAUAAUUUUUAUUUCUCAAAAACUUUCUAUCUUUGGUAUUUUGUCAUAGUUUCCAAAACAGAACUCAUUUGCCAUUACAUGAACAAUAUUUUGUUUAUUUUGCUCUGUUUGCAAAUGGUAUAUUUAGUAAAUUAUUAUUUUGUAAGGAAGUCAAAAUAUUACUUUUUUUUUCAUUUUGCUACCUUUAUGACACAUUACUGCAUGUCCAGCGCUACUUUUUCAUUUGUUUAAUAUCUAACAUGCUCUUAAUCCUUUAUUAAAACAUUAUCAAACACAUGUUUGGCAUUUCUAAAGAAUUAAAAAAAAAUAUGGAUUUCCAAGGUAUAAUGUGUCUUUAAGUAUUUUUUGCAGAUCAGACUGGAUUAUCUACCGUUUUCAUCGGUGCUAGAAAACCCUGUCUUACACCCCCAUGUAAGACACGUCGCGUGCUUUAAAUGACAUCAUUGCCGCACGCCUUUAAUUAUAUGCCCGAAAGAAUUUCAGGCAUAUUAUGUUAUACCCCCUGGCGUCCUUCUGUCUGUCCGUCCGUUAGCAAUUUGGUUUCCGGAGCAUAAUUUAAGUUCCAGUUGGUCAACAACAUUCAAACUUCAUAGGAUGAUUGUCCAUACUGGGUAGAAGACCCCUAUUGACAUUAGGGUCACAAGGUCAAAGGUCAAGGUUACUAUUACCUUAAAACUGAAAAACUGUUUUCUGAGCAUAACUUAAGUUACAUUUUGCCCACAAUAUUCAAACUUCAUAGGAUGAUUGUCCAUGUUGGGUAAAAGACCUCUUUUUGUUUUGGGGUCACAAGGUCAAAGGUCAAUGUCACUAUAUCCUUAAAACUGAAAACAGUUUCCGGAGCAUAACUUAAGUUCCAUUUGGCCACAAUAUCCAAACUUCAUAGAAUGAUUGUCCAUGUUGGGUAGAAGACCCCAAUUUAUUUUAGGGUUGUAAGGUAAAAGGUCAGGUUCACAAUGAUCUUUACACUAAAAAUUGUGAUUUCUGGAGAAUAACUUAAGUUCCAUUUGGCCCACAGUGUUCAAAUUUCAUAGGAUGAUUGUCAAUUGAGUAGAAGACUCCUAUUAAUUUUUGGGCCACAAGGUCAAGGUCUUUUUUCGUCAAUCCGUCGUAGCAUUUUUACUUACAAGAUAACAACUUGAUGGUGGUGCUUUUGAAACAGCAACUGUAUAUAUAUGAAGGUUCUUCAGCUAUAAAAGAGGACGAUUUUUGAAGGAGCUAAUACUUUAUUUAAUUCCCAUGUCUUACAAAUGCUUCAUCCUUAACAAAAAUACCAACUAACACUUUCGGGCAUAUAAUGCUCCGCCUAGCGAUGCUCUUGUGAAGUAAUUGCGGUCUUAGGAUGACCUCACUUAAAAUUGUAACUUCAUAGCUACUAUAAAAAUGUGCGUAAUGAGAAUAUCAGUUUUCGUAGUUUCUGUUCUGAAAAUAAGUGAUAUGUAAUAUGCAAGAAAAAGAAUCAAAUACUGGCUGUCAGCGCAGACGGAAAUAUCUAGCUCUCGGGUAACGGUCUAGCGGAAAUUCGGCAGUCUCGUUACCCCCGUAAAAAGUCACCCUCGAGGUAGAUAUUCCGGUCUGUACCGGCAGCCGGUGUAAGAUUCAUAUAGUCUAUAACAUGUGUGAUUUUACGUUAACAUUUAUUUUAUUCAUUGUUUUGUGUUGAAGUCUUAUUUUUGCAUUGAUUCUUUUUCUGCUUUAUUUUUGCAAUGAAUGCUAAUCAUGUUCCUCAUUCAUGAUUUACAUCAAAAUUUGACUUUUUGAGUGGAUGUUUGAUAAAAAGAAACUACUAUUUGAAAUUUGCGUUCAUGUACAGAAAGAAAGAAAAGGGAUCAAAUACUCAAAUUCCAAAUUCCAACUAUCUUUUUUCAUAUUUUUCACAUUUUAGCUCUGUUCAAAGAUCGCGUUUCACGACCGCCUUUAAAUUUUUGUUUUCAAUUUGUUUAUUUUUUGUAAUUAUAAUAUUUAAAAAAAAAAUAACAAUGUUAUUUCUUAGGGAAUAUAGUGUUUUUCUUCUCUCUUAAAGCAGCGAGAAUAGUUCAUUGUUUACGCUGUAAUUGAUCAAAGUAAAUGUCGGUUAACAUACAAACGACGUUUGGUUAUAUGUAGUCGCUUAUAUUUAGAUAAGUAUGUAUGUAGAUGGAUCUAGGAAUAAACGAGCUUUCUUAUA